This is a messenger RNA of Beauveria bassiana ARSEF 2860, 1695 nucleotides long. Its product is annotated as hexose transporter. Gene Ontology annotation, biological process: transmembrane transport; carbohydrate transport. Lineage: Eukaryota; Fungi; Ascomycota; Sordariomycetes; Hypocreales; Cordycipitaceae. Bases 1 to 1695 code for a protein of 564 amino acids. The record is from RefSeq and is a predicted model, not a curated record. Gene Ontology annotation, molecular function: carbohydrate:proton symporter activity. The transcript is spliced from 2 exons. Gene Ontology annotation, cellular component: membrane.
AUGACUGGCAGCGAAAAAGUCGAAGUUGGCGAGUUUCGCCAGGAGGACGUUAGCCUCCGCGCCACCCAGGAUGUCGAGGCCAUCGAGGCACCCGUCACCUGGAAGGCCUAUCUUCUCUGCGCAUUCGCCUCUUUUGGUGGCAUCUUCUUCGGUUACGAUUCCGGUUACAUCAACGGUGUUACCGCUUCGCCCAUCUUCUACAAGGCCGUCGAGGGCGCUGCUGCUGAGAAGCUCAGCGAUCCCAACUCUUCUCUCAUCGUCUCGAUUCUGUCUUGCGGUACCUUUUUUGGUGCUCUGAUUGCCGGCGACAUGGCCGACUGGAUUGGCCGCAAGUGGACUGUUAUUCUCGGCUGCCUCAUCUACGCCAUUGGUGUUGCUGUGCAGAUGAUUACCAGCCCCUCCCACGCGCUUGGCCCCAUCGUCGCUGGCCGUCUUGUCGCCGGACUCGGUGUCGGCUUCGAAUCCGCCAUUGUCAUUCUUUACAUGUCCGAAAUUUGCCCCCGCAAGGUUCGUGGUGCUCUGGUCUCUGGCUACCAGUUCUGUAUCACCAUUGGCCUCAUGCUGGCUUCCAUCGUCGUCAAUUAUACUUCUCACAUCGAAAACACCAGCUCUUACCGCAUUCCCAUUGGUAUCCAGUUUCCUUGGGCUUUCAUUCUUGGCGGUGGCCUCCUGUUCCUUCCCGAGUCGCCCAGAUACUACAUCAAGAAGGGCAUGGUUCAGAAGGCUGUUGCCUCCAUCUCCAGACUCCGCGGCCAGCCUGAGAGCUCCGAGUACGUCCAGAGCGAGGUCGCCGAGAUUGUUGCCAACGAAGAGUACGAGCGUGCCCUGAUUCCCUCGACUACUUGGUUCGGUAGCUGGGCCAACUGCUUCAAGGGUAGUCUUUGGGUUUCCAAGUCCAACUUGCGCCGCACCAUCCUCGGUACUUCACUUCAGAUGAUGCAGCAGUGGACCGGCGUCAACUUUAUCUUCUAUUUCUCGGCCGCUUUCCUCAAGUCGACUGGUGCCGUCAAGGAUGUCUUUCUGACUUCCAUGAUCUUCACCAUUAUCAAUGUUCUCUCUACUCCUCUGUCUUUCUGGACUGUGGAACGCUUUGGCCGUCGCUCGAUUCUUCUCGUCGGUGCCGCCGGUAUGCUGGUCUGCCAGUUUCUCUGCGCCAUUGUUGGUGUCACUGCUGGUUUCGACCGUGUUCAUCCUACUCCUACCGCCGAAGAUCCUGCGGCCACCACUCCCAACAACUUGUCUGCCGUCAACGCUCAGAUUGCUUUCAUCUCCAUCUUCAUCUUCUUCUUUGCUUCCACUUGGGGUCCCGGUGCCUGGGUGGUCAUUGGUGAAAUCUUCCCUCUGCCCAUCCGUUCCCGCGGUGUCGGCCUUUCCACUGCCUCCAACUGGCUCUGGAACACCAUCAUCGCCGUAAUCACCCCUUACAUGGUUGGUUCUGACAAGGGCAACCUCAAGUCCAAGGUCUUCUUCAUUUGGGGUGGUCUUUGCUCUUGCGCUCUGGUCUACACAUACUUCCUCGUUCCCGAGACCAAGGGAUUGUCUUUGGAGCAGGUUGACAAGAUGAUGGAAGAGUCCACUCCUCGCACUUCUGCCAAGUGGAAGCCCCAUAGCACCUUUGCCGCUAACCAGAGCACUGGUGGCCACCUCGACAAGCAUGUUAUCGAAGAUGUUGAGCGACGCGGCUCCGCUGUCUAA